Molecule: messenger RNA, 861 nt
Organism: Salvelinus sp. IW2-2015
Lineage: Eukaryota; Metazoa; Chordata; Actinopteri; Salmoniformes; Salmonidae
Source: RefSeq, a predicted model, not a curated record
AUGCCCUCCACCGGCCCUCACGCUCCACUCUCUCUCUACGCUCCCCCCCCUCACGUUUCCUACCGUCCCACGCUGCCCUUUAGCCCCUCCACGCUCCUACGUCCUCCUUCGCUCCUCCGUACGCUGCCCCUCCACGUUCCCUCUCUUACUCCCCUCACCUUCCUCCUCCACACCGCCCCUCCACGCUCCCUCUCUACGCUCCCCCUCCACGUUCCUCCUCCACGCUGCCCCUCCACGUUCCCCCUCCAUCUCCCCCUCCACGAUUCCUCCGCCACACCGCCCCUUAAACCACGCUCCCCUCUAACGCUCCCCCUCCACGUUCCUCCUUCCACACCGCCCCCCCCACGCUCCUUCUACAUGCUCCCUCUACGCCCCUCCCACGUUCCUCCUACACACCGCCCCUCCACGCUCCCUCUCUACGCUCCCCUCGCUCCUCCUACGCGCCCCUCCACACACGCCCCUCCACGCUCCCUCUCUACCGCUCCCCCUCCACGUUCCUCCUCCACACCGCCCCUCCACGCUCCCUCUCUAGCUGCCCCUCCACCAUCCACCUCUCUACGCUCCCCCUCCACUCCCUCCUCCACGACCGCCCCCCCACGCUCCCUCUCUUACGCUUCCGGCCCCUCCACACCGCCCCUCCACCUCCCUCUCUACGCUCCCCCUCCCACUGAUCCUCCUCCAACGCUGCCCCUCCACGUUUCCCUCUCUAACGCUCCCCCUCCACGUUCCUCCUCCACACCGCCCCUCCACGCUCCCUCUCUACGCUCCCCCUCCACGUUCCUCCUCCACGCUGCCCCUCCACGUUCCCCCUCCAUGUUCCCCUUCCACACUUCCCUGAUGCACGUGGCCAGUGUGGACUGA